Messenger RNA from Tarenaya hassleriana, 963 nucleotides. RefSeq names its product N-alpha-acetyltransferase 20. The coding region runs from base 151 to 675 and encodes 174 amino acids. Gene Ontology annotation, biological process: N-terminal peptidyl-methionine acetylation. The transcript has 7 exons. The record is from RefSeq and is a predicted model, not a curated record. Gene Ontology annotation, cellular component: NatB complex. Gene Ontology annotation, molecular function: protein-N-terminal amino-acid acetyltransferase activity. Lineage: Eukaryota; Viridiplantae; Streptophyta; Magnoliopsida; Brassicales; Cleomaceae.
AUCUCGGAGGAAAGUUCGUCAGCUUUUUCUCCUCCCUUCCUUGGAAUUCACAGAAUUCCCGGUUUCUCUCCUGAGCUCGCCCAGUUUAGGGGUCGAAGAUCGCAGAUUUGGAGAAUUCAGACAGAAAUUCAAAUAUAUCGUGAGAGGGAAAUGACGACCAUACGCAGAUUUAGCUGUGACGAUCUUCUGCGGUUUGCCUCCGUGAACCUCGACCACCUCACAGAGACCUUCAAUAUGUCCUUCUACAUGACUUACUUAGCUCGAUGGCCCGACUAUUUCCAUGUUGCUGAAGGUCCUCCCAAUCAGAUCAUGGGUUAUGUUAUGGGGAAAGUUGAAGGGCAAGGUGAAUCCUGGCAUGGUCAUGUAACAGCUGUAACUGUUUCUCCAGAGUAUCGUAGGCAGCAGCUCGCUAAGAAAUUGAUGAACCUGCUGGAAGAUGUCAGUGAUAAGAUUGAUAAGGCAUAUUUUGUUGAUCUCUUCGUGAGAGCUUCCAACACGCCAGCCAUUAAGAUGUAUGAAAAGCUUGGAUAUGUAAUCUAUAGGCGGGUGUUAAGGUAUUAUUCGGGAGAGGAGGACGGGUUAGAUAUGAGGAAGGCGUUAUCGAGGGACGUGGAGAAGAAGUCGAUCAUUCCUCUGAAACGACCCGUCACACCUGAUGAGUUAGAGUAUGAUUAGUGCAAAAACAAUGCUUAUUUCUGGAUUCACAACACUCAGAGGAAGAAUCUGAGGUUUCUGAUGCGAUGCAAUGCAAUGUGCCAUGAAGCUUUGAAGGACCAAUGUGAAUGAGAGUCUCAACAUGAACUAGUCUUUGGUGAGUGGAUGACUUGUGACAGAAGACGUAUGUUCCCAGUUGUUGGAUUCUUGUUAUGCUAUAAAUCUCUUAGAUACUAUGAUGUCGUAAAUAUAUCGGUUUUUCUGGCGUUUGGGGCCAAGUUGAUAAAUUUGAUAAGUCUUUGCGGAAUA